This is a messenger RNA of Neurospora tetraspora, 2277 nucleotides long. RefSeq lists its product as uncharacterized. The record is from RefSeq and is a predicted model, not a curated record. The coding region runs from base 1 to 2277 and encodes 758 amino acids. The transcript is spliced from 2 exons. Lineage: Eukaryota; Fungi; Ascomycota; Sordariomycetes; Sordariales; Sordariaceae.
AUGGAAGGAGAAUCGAUAAUGGCGGACGUGGACAGGUUCAUGGAUGAUGUGGCGGUCAUUGACGAUAGCAAAGAGGGGGAGGCAGACACCGCAGCGACAAGUACUACCACCAAUACCAACAACAAAAGUGGAUCUGGAUUCUUGACCAAAACAAGAUCCCUUUCGGACGGCGGCGCAAAAGAAACACCAAAGCUCUCGCCGGCGCCGCACAUCUUCUGCGAUCCACGACGGCAGUCCCAGGAUGAUAUUGCCAUCCGGGAUAAAGAACGAGUGGCAGACGGCAACGCUUUCUCUGCGCAACCAUCAACUCCCGUCCGCGCGGGGUUCCCAAUCAGAGGCCUAGCGCUGCAACUACCCCAGCUUGGUGAAGGCGAUGCACUCCAUCUUGCACGUCUCCAACAGCCGCACGUGGAUGUCAACCUGAAUGCCACUGAACCAUCGGCGGCGCAUUCACAAUCCCAUUCCCAGUCCCAGUUGCAGCCCCAACAACAACCAUCCAACCCUGAGGGAGCGCCCGCCUCCGCCUCCACCUCCGCCUACGUCAAACCCGCCGUCCCUGCCCCGCUGUCACCAAAGCUUGACCAUUCGCACAUCUACGCCUCGCCCUCACCAAACAUCCUGCCUCGUCGGUCGCGCGGUCUGGACUUCAGCCGCGCAGCCACCACCCUUCACCAUUCCACCGUCGUCGACCAGGCCUCGCCCAGCUCCUCUCCCACCAUUGGGUCCAGAGCCAUGAACAUCCCCGCCGGCCCUGGACGGUGGCCCGGCGACCAUGGCACCACCAUGGAGCAAACGUCAAACUCGCUGUGGUCCGUCAUGGGCAAUCGCGGUCACGAGCGCAUGCAUGUCUCGAGCUCCCUGGGCAGUAACGCCCACACUUCCCAUGCGUUAUUCACCGAUACGUCGUCGAGCUCGGACGACGACGACCUUAUGGACGAGGACAUGGAGGAACCCAUUGUUACCACGCCGUCGGCAAACAAGAUGGCCAUGGGCGGGCAGCACCCAUGGAUGCCCGGUGGUAGCUCGCCAGCAGUCAACAGUCUACUAAGUUUCCAGCAACGUCAGCGCAGGAAACAACCAAAGAGCAGGAAACACAAAACGCCGCUGGGCUUGGGCUUUCAUCCAACAACUACCAUGGGCGCAACCAUGUCCAUGUCCCCGCCACAAGGCUUAGACAGCCCGCAGCCGAGGAGGGAGAGCAUCAGCUGGGCGGCCAAUCAGUUACAUAUCUCUGGCAGUGAGAGCGACGAUCCUAGCAGGCAGCUUGAAGCGGUCGACAGCCCGUCCCGACCAGGAGUCAUUCGGCGGACUGUGACCCGUCAUAGGGGAAACUUGCUGCCCAAGACCAAGGGUUUCGCCCGCAUCCGCGCUGCCCUUCUCGAGGAGAGCGCACCUAUCGAGGCCGAAGUCAAGCGUGAAGCCGAAGUCGUCCGUCAAGUACGGGAGAGCGACAUGGAUUUAGAACCUAGGUUACCAGCCUCCGCAUUAACCAGCCCGAACCUGACUGCGGCUCAGGACAGCAUGGACGAUGUCGACACGAUGAUGAUGGACUCCAAUGGAAGCAGCAGUGGCAAUGGCAACACAACGCCUGGUGCUAUUCCCGGUGGCAUACCUGGUAGCAGUAGCUUCAAGCAGCAGGUCCUGAAGAAUUCCAAAGGUAAGAUGUUUUGGGACACAUUCUCGGAAAGUGGGGCGAGCAGCAACGGAAUGCGAACACCGCCAAACUUUGCACUACCGAGGGGCUCAUCAUCAGCCAUGAGCAUCGACGAUAUGAGCAUGGACUCGCCGUCUUCGAAAUCCGAGAGCCAACCGAAGCAAGGCCCCACGCCUUUUGCUCUACCGCCACCCGGAAAUCCACCAACAACAUCAUCCUCCUCCUCUACCACAUUAGCCGGUACAAGCUUUCCGGGCGCCGCGAACGGUGUUCCCACGGCAGCCGAAAUCACGCGCCGAAUCAACAACAAGCGACGCCGAGACGACGACCUCGACCCGAUAAGUUUUAAACGACGAGCCGUCAGCCCCGGCAUGGGCUCGCCUAUUAUGCAGAGCCCAAUGCAGAGAGACCUAGCGCCCUGGGGCCCAAGUUCAUCACGACCGGGCAGUGUGAAUGGGGAUGGUGUAAGGCAACAACAAGAAAAUCUUCAUAAUGGUAAUAUUGUGGUGGGAGGAGCUACUACGCCAGUCCAUGGAAGACCCAGCUUCAGCACAGGCAAAAGAGUCGGGCUCCAAGGGAUGGUGGACACGAAUGAUGGGAUCACAAGGCUCAGCAUUGAGUGA